CCUGACAUGGUGUAGGGCCCGGAGGGUGGGGACGCCAGGAGCGGGACGGGACCGGAUUCGGGUUUGCUAGCCUGCGGCGGGGCCGGAGUGCUGGAGCUUUGAACUCCGAGGGAAGGCGAACCAGAACUUUUGGAACUAGUGCCGGCCGCCUCCACCCCCAGGAAUUGUGCUUUUCUUUGGAGGAAAUCAUAAAUCAGGAUUGAAGGGAAAAAGCUGUUUGAACUCAACUCUUCUCCCUUUCUCUAAGGAGUGACAGUCCCGGGACAGUGAGAUAGCUCUGCAAGGCGGAGGUGCAGCCUUUCACCUAUCAGCAGGCCUGUUCUUCCUCGGACUCAGUAUUGAAGAACUUUAUGGAUGAGUUUGCUAAUAAGUGCGUGCAAGAUUUGAAGAGCUGAAGAAAAAGAGUCAGUAUUAAACCCGCCUUUUUAAUAUCCCGGUUGGAAUUUGCCCUUGACAAAUAACAAGAUGAUGAGUGAUGCCAGUGACAUGCUGGCUGCGGCGCUGGAGCAGAUGGAUGGUAUUAUAGCAGGUUCUAAGGCCCUGGAAUAUCCCAAUGGGAUUUUCGAUUGCCAGUCCCCCACCUCCCCGUUCAUGGGGAGCUUCCGAGCGCUGCACCUGGUGGAAGACCUGCGGGGACUGUUAGAGGUGAUGGAGACUGACGAGAAGGAAGGUCUGAGAUGCCAGAUCCCAGAUUCGACGGCGGAAACGCUCAUCGGGUGGCUUCAGAGUCACAUGACAAAUGGACACCUACCUGCGAACGGAGAUGUGUAUCAAGAAAGGCUAGCACGUUUAGAAAAUGAUAAAGAAUCCCUUGUUCUUCAGGUGAGUGUGCUAACAGACCAGGUAGAGGCCCAGGGAGAAAAGAUCCGAGAUUUGGAGUUCUGUCUUGAAGAGCACAGGGAGAAGCUGAACGCCACAGAGGAAAUGCUGCAGCAGGAGCUUCUGAGUAGGACGUCCUUGGAAACUCAGAAGUUGGAUCUGAUGGCUGAGAUAUCGAACUUGAAGUUAAAACUGACGGCUGUAGAGAAGGACCGAUUGGAUUAUGAGGACAGGUUCAGAGAUGCAGAGGGGCUCAUCCAGGAGAUCAAUGAUUUGAGGUUAAGAGUCAGUGAAAUGGACAGUGAGAGACUUCAGUAUGAAAAAAAGCUGAAAUCAACCAAAUCUUUAAUGGCCAAACUCUCUAGCAUGAAAAUCAAGGUGGGUCAGAUGCAGUAUGAAAAGCAGCGGACGGAGCAAAAGUGGGAGUCACUGAAGGAUGAACUGGCAUCUUUAAAAGAACAAUUGGAAGAGAAAGAAUCGGAAGUGAAAAGGCUACAAGAAAAAUUGUUUUGCAAGAUGAAAGGAGAAGGGAUCGAAAUUUUUGAUCGAGAUGAAAAUUUUAAAAAGAAGCUCAAAGACAAAAAUAUUGAAGUACAAAAAAUGAAAAAGGCUGUGGAGUCUUUGAUGGCAGCAAAUGAAGAAAAGGAUCGGAAAAUAGAAGAUCUUCGACAGUGCCUGAACAGGUACAAGAAGAUGCAGGAUGCGGUAUUACUGGCCCAGGGUAAAAAAGGCCAGGAGGGUGACUAUGAGGAGCCGCUCACUUCCAGUUCCAUCUCCACAUUGCCGGACGCGCAGGGUUUCGGUGAACUGGAGAAAAGCCUGUCAUCUACGCCUGUCACGGGCUCUCCCAGUCGUGACCCGUUCAACACGAGUCUUCCGGAAGAGUUCCACACCGGCAUCUUGCAGGUUUCAACCCCUUCAUUAUCACCAUCAUCUAAAGGCUUGGAAACUUCUGAAAAAGCAAAAUCGCCUCCUAAGUCAGAGACUUCAUUUGAGGAGAAUGAUGGAAAAAGAAUCCUUGGUGCUGCUGUUGAAACCCAGCUGUGUGACAGUCUUUCAACUUCAAGUCUUCAAAAGUCUAGCAGCCUGGGCAAUCUGAAGAAAGAGUCAUCAGAUGGGGAAAAGGAGCCCAUUCAGAAGCCUUCAGAGGAUAAAGCUCUGGCCGGCAGCCUCCCCCCCAAACCUCCAGGACACGAUGCCUCUGCGGAUGACAACCCCUUUGGCACCCGAAAGGCCAGAUCUUCCUUUGGCCGUGGCUUUUUUAAAAUAAAAAGUAACAAGAGGACAGCAAGCGCACCAAAUUUGGAUCGUAAACGAAGUGCCAGUGCACCCACCCUAGCUGAAACAGAAAAGGAAACAGCCGAGCACCUAGACCUGGCUGGUGUGUCUCCUCGGCCAAAAGAAUCCCAGGGGAGCAGUCCUUUCCAUGUAUCUCCAUCAUCUCCCGAUUCUAAAAAGAAAUCCAGAGGCAUCAUGAAACUCUUUGGAAAACUUAGGAGAACUCAGUCGACUACAUUCAACCCAGAUGACAUGUCUGAAACUGAGUUUAAAAGAGGAGGAACAAGGGCAACUGCUGGGCCCCGACUGGGCUGGUCUCGAGAUUUGGGACAAUCGAAUAGUGACUUGGACAUGCCAUUUGCCAAAUGGACCAAGGAGCAGGUUUGCAAUUGGCUUAUGGAACAAGGCUUAGGAUCCUACCUGAAUUCUGGCAAGCACUGGAUCGCAUCUGGCCAGACGCUUUUGCAGGCUUCUCAACAAGAUCUAGAGAAGGAACUUGGAAUCAAGCAUUCACUUCAUCGAAAGAAGCUCCAGCUGGCAUUGCAAGCUCUGGGAUCCGAAGAGGAAACCAAUCACGGAAAGCUGGAUUUCAACUGGGUCACUAGAUGGUUGGAUGACAUCGGCCUCCCCCAGUACAAGACCCAGUUUGAUGAAGGACGGGUAGAUGGUCGAAUGCUCCAUUACAUGACCAUUGACGACUUACUGUCUUUGAAGGUCGUGAGUGUGCUGCAUCAUCUCAGCAUCAAAAGGGCCAUCCAGGUCCUGAGGAUCAAUAACUUUGAGCCAAACUGCCUACGGAGGCGGCCAUCUGACGAGAAUAGCAGCUCGCCGUCGGAGGUGCAGCAGUGGACUAACCACCGCGUGAUGGAGUGGCUGCGCUCCGUGGACCUGGCCGAGUACGCCCCCAACCUCAGGGGCAGUGGUGUCCAUGGGGGGCUCAUGGUUCUAGAACCUCGUUUUAACGUGGAAACAAUGGCUCAGUUAUUGAACAUCCCGCAGAGUAAGACCCUGUUGCGAAGACAUUUGGCCACUCAUUUCAACCUUCUGAUUGGUGCCGAGGCCCAGCGCCAGAAGCGCGAUGCCAUGGAGUUACCAGAUUACGUGCUUCUAACAGCCACUGCCAAAGUGAAGCCAAAGAAACUCACCUUCAGCAAUUUUGGGAAUCUGAGAAAGAAGAAACAAGAAGAUGGGGAAGAAUAUGUUUGUCCCAUGGAAUUGGGACAGGCGUCAGGAAACAUGUCUAAGAAAGGACUUAAAUCUGGCUUGGACAUGCGCAUGUAUGAUGAAGACGACUUGGACCGGUUAGAGCAGAUGGAAGAUUCAGAAGGGACAGUGAGGCAGAUAGGUGCAUUCUCUGAAGGCAUCAACAACCUAACACACAUGUUAAAGGAAGAUGACAUGUUUAAAGAUUUCGCCGCCCGGUCCCCCAGUGCCAGCAUUACUGACGAGGACUCAAACGUCUGACCGUAGCACCCGGACAAGCACUAGGAGCUCUUGGUCUCCUUCCACUGUAUUCCUCAAACACAGUAUAUCCAACAAGCACCAGACUGUGUAUUGUUUAGUGAUCCAUCUUCUCACGUUCAAGCGGGAAUGGGAAGCAGGGGAUAUGUUAAAGCUGCCACAGAAAGCGAGACACUGGUGAAUGAGAGUGUAAUUGUUUUUCCUCUAUUUAAUGUAAAAAUCUGUGAUAUAUUAUAUUUAAAGUAUUGCAUUUAUAUGAGUACUUUGCUGUAGUGUUUCCAGUCAGUCACAGUUUGGGGGUUUGGGAAUGCGGUCACCCAGAGGUGGCUGAUUCUGUCAUGUGGGUGUGUUGGUGGCAGCGCGGCAGCCUACUGCUGAAGCAGAGCCCGGCAGGCUUUCAAGUCCCCGUGUGGAAUUUCUCUAAGCAUCCAGCGUGCCUGCUGAAUGCCAGCCACACCUCCCCUGGCCUCUUAGCAUCCUUUUUUAUAUACUUUUUUAAAUGUAUGUGUAUAUUUAGUACAUAGAGCAUAGAACUCUUAUUUUGUGACAUACAUAAGGAAGACGGUUAAAAAAGAUCACAUUGAAAAAAUAUGGUGUUCGAAGUUCUCAUGUGCCAGCUGGUUCUUGGACAGGUUGGGAUAAUGUUCCUUUCUCCACAACCAAACUGAAUGAUGCCGAUCAUUCGGACUGCGUUAUUAUGUGUGAAGUGACCCCUCUUUGAUGACAUAUCACAAAAUGGCCACUUAGCUUUUUAAGAACUUCAGCCUUCAUCUUGGAUUCUUUUAACUUACAAGGAAGAGCUCACGGGACAUUUAAAAUCUAUUAACUUGAUUGCAUUCAGAAGCUCUCCCCAAAUUUCUAGAACUAAUUUCUGAAGAAACUAAAACAAAACCAAAACCUUCACAGUAUUAAGAUUCUUAUUUUCCUCUGUUGCUAAAUAUAUCAUUGCAUCAAAAUAGCAACAGUCUGACUAAUGUUAUUAAUUGCACAUUUCUCAGGCUAUUAACGAAUGGAAUCUUUUUUAAAAGCUGAGUAUUUGAACAUUUUUUCUCAAUCAGAGUUCAAUAACUCUGAGGCUGGAAAAUUCGUUUUACAAUGGCUACCUUGUGGUGGUGAACUGUAGAUCAUGUUUUUCUGUAGCACAGGGCCCAAAUAAAUAUUCUUUUAUAAAGAAAAAUAGAAGGCUUCAGCAAACACUGUUACUCUGUUUACUAGUCGUCUUAGGGGUUUUAGAAAGAAUAUUCUCUUUUUCAUUCAGUACUACAUCAAUACUCAUGAUAGUCAACAGUGGUAAAGACAGGUUUCCACGAACUGGCACGGGGCGGGCAAUUCCUCAUCCACCAGUGGACUUCCACACUGUGUUGGGUUGCCCGAGAUAGGAUCGCUCACAUUCUCAGCAAGUUACCGAGCUUGUCGGCAAGGAACCUGCAAUACUGCACUACUAUUUAUUCACAACUACAGUGAUUUGAUGCUAACAAUCAUCUUUUGCUCCCUACCAUUCAUUAUUUGGUAACUGUAUUGGACUCUUAAUGUACUGGUGUUAUAUUUUAAUGUGGAUUUAUGCAACCAUUUGAGAAACAAUUUGUUAUCAAACCUGGUGAAAAAAAUACCAGGAGACUGUUACAGAUGCCAAAUAGUCUUUAUUCAGGACAUUGUAACAUACUUGAUGAUAUGUGACGUGGUUAAAACCUUUUUGAUGAUAUAUAUUUUACUUAUAAAAUAUUAUACACUGCUGGUGUCACCAUAUGAAAAGAAAUAAAGUCAGCUGAUAAUUGCCUCA
Artibeus jamaicensis (Jamaican fruit-eating bat) is the source of this 5338-nucleotide messenger RNA. It is a transcript of the gene PPFIBP1, whose product is annotated as PPFIA binding protein 1. Gene Ontology annotation, cellular component: presynaptic active zone. Gene Ontology annotation, biological process: neuromuscular junction development. Gene Ontology annotation, molecular function: protein binding. The record is from RefSeq and is a predicted model, not a curated record. Lineage: Eukaryota; Metazoa; Chordata; Mammalia; Chiroptera; Phyllostomidae. The transcript has 32 exons. The coding region runs from base 466 to 3561 and encodes 1031 amino acids.